This is a messenger RNA of Suillus bovinus, 1496 nucleotides long. RefSeq lists its product as uncharacterized. Gene Ontology annotation, molecular function: oxidoreductase activity, acting on the CH-CH group of donors, NAD or NADP as acceptor. The transcript is spliced from 6 exons. NCBI's taxonomy places the organism in Eukaryota, Fungi, Basidiomycota, Agaricomycetes, Boletales, Suillaceae. The record is from RefSeq and is a predicted model, not a curated record. Bases 186 to 1247 code for a protein of 353 amino acids.
UUUAAAGUUAGUAUCUCUACAGUAGCAGAUUUGAGACCCAAGGGCCAAAAUGAGGUUACUGCUAGCCCGACAGGCAUACUAUGAGUGAGCUUCAGGGGGCCUAUCCGUUCACCCUGCAUUGUUUAUAACAGUCGGUGAAAGGUUUACAGCAUGCAGCAGAGUUCGCCUCAUCCCCUCGUACCAUCAUGACAACCAAUCCGCGUAUCAUAUUCAACGAAAUCCCCAAUGGCUUGCCAAAUCCUAAAACAUGUUUGAUCGUUGACAAUACACUGUCUAUUGAUCUCGACAAUGUAUCACUUCAAGGAGGUAUCCUUGUCAAGGCACUCGCCUUCAGUCUUGAUCCCUAUAUGCGCAAUCGCAUGCGACCCAUUGAUAUCCAAGGAGAUAUUGAUGCAUUCCCCCUUGGCGAAACAAUUACUGGUUUCAGCGUUGCUGUGGUCUUGCGAAGUGAGACGCCCUUGAUUCAAACCGGACAAUAUGUAUAUGGAUUCAUGUACUAUCAACGCUACAGCGUCAUCCCGUCAAUAGACGCUAAUGCCCUAGGAAUGAAGGGCUUGAGUCUACAAGUCCUUGACAACAAGUACAACCUUCCAUGGCGGUAUUAUGUUGGAAUCCUUGGAAUGACUGGGCAGACAGCAUAUUAUGGACUCAAGGACAUUAGCAACCCUAAACCAGGUGAAACGCUCUUUAUAUCCGCAGCGUGUGGUGCUGUAGGCCAUCUGGUGGUUCAGUUUGCCAAGGCACAAGGACUGAAAGUCAUCGCAUCUUGUGGUAGCGACCAGAAGGUCUCCUUGGUGAAAUCACUCGGGGCAGAUCAUGUAUUCAACUACAAAACUGCGGAUACUGCUGCAGAGCUCAAGGCACAUGGCCCGAUUGACAUUUACUUUGACCUUGUCGGUGGUCCGACCCUCGAAGCUGCCAUAGAUAAUUUAGCCCGCAAUGCUAGACUCGUUAUCUGCGGGAUGAUCAGUCAAUACAACUUGGGCACGAACGAAGCGUAUGGCAUUCGAAACCUGUGGUUAUUGAACAGGUACCGAGCAAAGAUGCAGGGUUUGGUUGUGAUCGACUGGGCAGAUAAGUACCUGGAUGAAUUCCACGAUACUGUUCCACGAGAUUUGGCUGUUGGAAAAUUGAAAUAUCUGGAACAUGUGUAUCAUGGUAUGGACAAGGUCGGUGAGGCACUUGUUGAUUUACUAGUUGGAAACAAUAUUGGAAAAUCUGUGCUGGUUGUCGAAGAUGAUGCAUAGCGAUAUACGCCACACCUGUACAUUGUACACCUCAAUGUUGAUCAACUGUGUAAUAUGAUAUGCAUGAACUUCAUACAUGCAACUUGAAGCUAGAGUAUAUGUAACAUCUCGAUUGGAUUUAAUGACGUUGAGGACAAACUAUCGGGUAUUCUAAAUACACAGUAAUUGAACAAGCAUAACGUAGCAGGCAUGUACAUCGUUACAUGUGGAAUCGAUAAAAGUUCAUGACAUCGGUCGCUCAGUCCAAUA